Fusarium verticillioides 7600 is the source of this 2930-nucleotide messenger RNA. RefSeq lists its product as hypothetical. Lineage: Eukaryota; Fungi; Ascomycota; Sordariomycetes; Hypocreales; Nectriaceae. The record is from RefSeq and is a predicted model, not a curated record. The coding region runs from base 514 to 2154 and encodes 546 amino acids. The transcript has 3 exons.
GUCGUCAUCAGCUGGACAGUGUAGAGCUCCAGGGCUCUCCCCUCAUGCAAUUGUACCGCUCAGCCCCCUGUAAUUGUCGCUAAGACAGAGUCACAAGCCACUGAGAGUAGAGGGAUCCACUUGGACAGUUCGGCCCUGGAAUGUCUCGACAAGCGGGGUCUUGGAUCAGUCUGUCAACGUCAUCGGCCUCUUCUCACCCUCCAUCAUCCAUCCUCUCCAUCUUGGUCCAUCCAAUCCAGUUGAAUGCUCCGACCACUAAUCCUUGGUCUUCUUCCCUCCCUCUCGACUCAUCAAGUAUCCCGCCCACCCUCCACCCUCCAAUACAUCAUCGCUUCUUUCCCUUUCUCUCCUCCAUCCUUCUCCCAUCAUCGUUUUUGCACCUUUAACCUGCACUUGAUACCCUUUCGCUAGAAGGCGCUCAGCUAUACCACUAACACCAGAGGACUAGCCUCUAUACGUUCGGGUCUGCUUAAGCAGCCACAAUCACGCAACACCACGCUACACACAGCUAUAAUGGCCGAACGCUGGGACCGCGAUCGCUUUGAGCGAAUGCGCGGCGAACAAAACAGAGAUCGCUUCGAUGACGAUCGCUCUUAUACACGCAGCACACGAGGCCGCGACCACUCAGAUGAGCGAUAUGACCGUCGACCUGGCCGCGGUUACUACGAAGAAGAAGACAUCCGUGACCGUCGCUACUACGGCGAUGAUCGCUACCAGCCUCAGCGAGAAAGAGAGCGAGAUAUGCCACCUCCCUGGGCUCGCCGCACAGAUGUUCUAGAGAGAGAACGAGAGCGAGACUUUCCUCGCCGUGAAUCUCCACCUCGCCGACCAGGUUUCCUCCGUCGACAAUCAUCGCUUGACACCUUUGACCGCCGACCACGUAUCUUCCAGGAUCGCGAGGAGUACCCGCCUCCUGCUCGCCGUGAGGAUAUCCGUCCUCGAGAUCACCGAGAUCCUCGAGAUGACUACCGUGCUCCUCCUUACACACCUAUUCCUCUUCCCAAGAGCCGAGGACUGCCUCCACCUCGUAGAUACGGCGAUGAGUACUAUGACGACAUCAAGAUUGCCGAGCCCGACUAUUAUGGUGACGAUGAUUACCGAUCCAUGCCUGAGCGUGUUCGUGAGCGAGAAUACACUCGAUCUCGCAACCGUCGUGGACGCAGCCGAGAAUCUCGGUCAACUCGAACUCGCUCUGUUCGAAGCAGCUCGUAUUCUUCAUCCUCAAGCCGCUCCUCUAGCAGCAGCGGUGGCACUACAGUGAAGAGCGAGUACCCUAAGAAGGGCAAGACUCGCAUUCCUGCUAAGCUUGUUUCUAAGCGAGCUCUCAUUGAUCUCGGAUAUCCAUUCUUCGAAGAGGGCAACACAAUCAUUGUGCAAAAGGCUCUCGGCCAAGAUAACAUCGAUGAGCUUCUCAAGGUCAGCGAGGAUUACAAGAAGGUCGAAGCUGAAAUUGCCGCCUCUCGGGAACCAAAAGCACCUACUGCUGCUUUGCCUGCGCCUCCGCCCAAGGAGAAGGUCAGAGAGCCAACUCCGGAGCCACCGCCAGCCAAGACUCCCCCUCCUCCCGCUCCCCCAGUUCAAGCUCCUCCAGCCCAAGCACCUCCUGCUGCUGUUCCAGUCGCAACUCCAGCUCCUCCUCCACCCGUUCAGAUGAUGCCUCCCCCCCAACAAACUCCAAUGCCGCCACCGCCGGUCCAAAUGAUGCCUCCUCCUAUGGCUCAGCCUGGACCACCUCCUGUUUUCUACCAGCCUGGCCCUCCGCCUCCUCCGCAACCAGGACCCUUCGAAUAUGCUGAGGAGACUGUCAUCCGAGACGUUUCGCCAUCUCGAUUCACCACAACCACCACUUCCUCCAGCUGGGACUCUUACCACCAUCAUCAUCACCCCGCCGAGGAGCUCGUCGUCCGAUCUCGCUCUCGAUCCCGAAGUGGUCGUGAGAUCCGAAAGGAAAUCAAGGCUCUGGAACGUGAGCUGGCUCACCGACCUCGAGGCCGUUCCACCAGCGGCGAGAUUGUCCGCGCCGAGCGCUUGCCCGACGGACAGCUUGUUAUCCGAGAAGAGAGAUUGGAGAAGGUGGUUGAACACCGCAAACCUCCUCGUAUUGAGAAGGACAAGAAAGGUAGGAUGUCCAUUAGCGUACCUAAGUACCGUUAAAGGUGCGCCUUUUAUGUUAUUCGCGUCUUUGAGAACGUGUGGCUGACUCGGCUGCACAGGACCUCCUCCUAAGCUCAUGCGGGCCAUGUUUGCUACUCUGACUUAAACGACAUGUCAUCGAUUCCCAAGGCGGAUGAUUGAACGAAAAUGAUACGGCCUUGAUGGCUUAUGAGGGCAACCGUUUUUUCACAGGAUAUAUCGCAAGACUGGGAAUACAUAUGAAAUGAGGUGUAUACUCUGGGAUAUUAUGUUUCAAGGAUCUAGACAAGUUUGGGAUUGGAGUAUUUAUUGGAGAACCUACAACAUUAACGAAUUAUGACAUUUAUUUUAAUUCUAUUCUCCAUUCGGGUAAUCUUGUUAAGAUCGUUUUCCAUCGUAGAAUGUUGUGUCUGUGAAGUGAUUCACAGACUCUCCUUCGUCUUGGUCACAAGACCCAAAGUCUCGUGAGCAUCAGAGGCAGUAAACGGGUUUAGUACGGCAACUGGAUAAGUUGCUCUAGAUUGGCGCAAGGGCUAUUGCAUGAUCUGCAGAGCCAGCAAGGAACGGUUGAGCCGCAAUUUAAAAUGCCAAGUGCAAGAUCUACCAUAGAAGGUCACGAAAGUUUGAGAGGCAUCGCAUUAAUUUUGACUCAUUAAACUAAGGUAGAAUUCAAUAGCGAAAGACAGUUUCCAUUGUAUCCCAACACCAAACAGGUCCUCACCACCGUGCAUCAGGGUAUCGUGUGUAUCCAUCACCAAGCAAACCUCCCAAGACCGUUUCAUCAUCACCGUUUCAUC